Aureobasidium pullulans EXF-150 is the source of this 693-nucleotide messenger RNA. RefSeq lists its product as uncharacterized. The coding region runs from base 1 to 693 and encodes 230 amino acids. Lineage: Eukaryota; Fungi; Ascomycota; Dothideomycetes; Dothideales; Saccotheciaceae. The transcript has a single exon. The record is from RefSeq and is a predicted model, not a curated record.
AUGAAGGCCUCAAUCGUUGCAUCCGCCCUCGCUCUCUGCGCCAUCACCCCGGCCUUCGCCUCUCCCAUUCUCGAUGCUCGCGCAGCUGCCCCUGCCUGUAAGCCCGUGUAUAUCACCAAGCUCACGCCGGCCAAGCCUGUGACUAUCACCGCUCCCGGCAAGACCAUCACCGUCCCUGCCCCUGCAGGCGCUGCUGGCACCAAGACCAUCUCCAUUACCGUCAACAAGCCCAUCACUGUCACCGCUGCCGGAAACGCUGCCGCUGCUGGAAAGACCAUCACCGUCACGGCAGCAGGUACCGCAGCCGGCAAGACCAUCACCGUCACUGCUGCAGGAAACAGUGCUGCAGGCGCAAAGACCAUCACUGUCACUGCAACUCCCUCGGCAAAAACCAUCACUGCCACUCCCUCCGCAAAGACGAUUACAGUCAGCGCAAAGGCAUCCACCCUUACAGUCUCUACCACUUUGACCGAAACCACUACUGCAACCACAACUGAAAUUGCAACUUUAUCAGUCACUGCAACAAAGACUAUCACUGUCGCUGCCGGCGCAAAGGCCACUGGAACGAGCGGAAGCGAUGACGGCUCCGAUGGCUCUGACGGCUCUGACGGCUCAGAUGACUCUGGCGACGGCGAUGACGGCUCCUCCGACGGUGCUGACGAUGGCAGCGACGAGGGCGAUAAUGAGCAGUAG